AUGGCUGACGAGAACCCUUCCGAAAGUGCCCAGCAUAUUCCAGUGGAUAUCGGCUUCGAUGAUGAUUCUGCUCUUGGUGACGACGACGGCGAUUCGGAGUUGGCCUCGCUGAGGAGCAGCAUUUACAAUUAUCGCUACGAGAAUGGAAGACGGUAUCACGCCUACCACGCCGGCUCCUACUGGGGCCCCAAUGACGAGCAGGCAAUGGAACAUCUUGACAUAGGGCACCAUCUGUACAAGUUACUGCUCGAUGGCGAAUUGUAUCAGGCUCCGAUCGGGCCCACUCCACAGCGUGUUCUAGAUGUUGGCACGGGCACGGGCAUAUGGGCAAUCGACUUUGCCGAUCAACAUCCAGAGUCUAUCGUGAUAGGGACGGACCUUUCCCCUAUCCAGCCAACCCUUGUUCCAGCAAACUUGUCUUUCGAGGUUGAGGACUGCUGCGAACAAUGGAUCUUUGCUCCAGAAGCCAGCUUCGACUUCAUUCAUGUCCGAGGUCUCUAUGGCAGCGUAGCCCGCUGGGAUUCGUUCUAUCAGGAAGUAUACAGGAACCUCAAGCCAGGGGGUUAUGUCGAACAAGUCGAACAGUCCGUAGUGCCGAAAUCCCAAGACGGGACCGUCGACGGUACAAUCUUCGAAGAAUGGGGCAAAGUGUCGCUGGAGGCUGGGGACGCAUUUGGUAAAAGCCUCCGCAUAUGCGACGAGUCGGCGCAGCACAUGCGCGACGCUGGCUUCGAAGACGUGACUGAACGCCGCUUCCAUGUACCUGUCGGCAGCUGGCCGAGAGACCAUCGCCUGAAAGAGCUCGGACGAGUCAAUCGGCUCCAAUGGGAAGAAGGCAUCGAAGCGUGGACGAUGAUGCUACUGACAAGCAUUCUUGGUUGGGCGCCAGCAGAAGUCCAAGUCUACCUGUCCCGAAUGAGAGCCGGCCUGCGCAACCCGAGAAUCCAUGCUUAUCAGGACGUGUACGAUUUUCGUCCCAAAAUUCUGAUAUUCAAGACGCUGCUGACAUACAAAGUAGCACUGUAG
Molecule: messenger RNA, 1026 nt
Organism: Exophiala spinifera
Lineage: Eukaryota; Fungi; Ascomycota; Eurotiomycetes; Chaetothyriales; Herpotrichiellaceae
Exons: 10
Coding region: 1-1026 (341 amino acids)
Molecular function (GO): methyltransferase activity
Source: RefSeq, a predicted model, not a curated record